Molecule: messenger RNA, 4874 nt
Organism: Sorghum bicolor (sorghum)
Lineage: Eukaryota; Viridiplantae; Streptophyta; Magnoliopsida; Poales; Poaceae
Product: PHD finger protein PERSISTENT TAPETAL CELL 1
Exons: 13
Coding region: 2417-4423 (668 amino acids)
Source: RefSeq, a predicted model, not a curated record
ACACAAUUCCCCGCCCUGUACUGCCGUAUGCCGUAUCCCGUUCACGGUCACGGGCGCUCCACAAAAUCUCGUCGCGGCCUCGCGGGUCUGGGCUCCGGCGAGCGGCGAUCGUUGCCGCGCCCAAUGGCCGCCAUCGUAGCACCAAAACCCCUCCCGUUCCUCACCUUCCUCACCACCCGCUUACCCGCGCGGCGUUCCACCCAAACCUCCUGUUCGUCCAGUGCCGGCCGCCGCGGUCCCGCGGUCGCGGCCACUCCUCGUCCAGCUUGCAGGGUCCAUUCCCGCUUUAGGUCUCUUCUCCCUCCCAGCGCGGCAGCCUCGCCCCCAACCGCGGCAGUGGGGGAAGGCAUGUCCGAUCCGGAGCUGAGGCUGGUGCUCGAGCUCGCUACCGACGAGGAGCUGAUGGAGGUCGAGGAGAUCCUCUACGGCACCAGCUAUUUUAGUCCAUUGCUAAAGUCAAUUGCAAGAAGACCAAACUCAGAUGGUGUUGUUGUUUUGGAUGAUAUCGAGGAGAGAGAUCAUUUCAUCUCAAAGUUAGAGUCAAGGUUCCUGUAUCUUGCUGCAGAUGCUCGCUCUAUCAUAAGGAGGUGGAGACCAUCGUACAGAGAUGUCUUGCUCAGAGUAAGAAAAAAAAUUGGUGUUCGAUGCUCUAGCAAAUUGUGUACUGCAGACCUUGAGGCAGAAAUAUUUCUUCACAUUGUGCAUGAAUAUUCAAGCCACAAGAAAGACCGACUUUCAUUUCCAUGGGAUAAACAAAAAUCUCCAAAAGAGACCUCUAGCCUUGGUGCAAACAACUGGAAGGUGCUUACUGAUGUGGCUUGGAGGGUUGGAAGAAAGGGAAUGGAAACUACCUUUCUAAAGGGUGGUAGUGCAUUGACUUUGAAAACGAUAUAUGAAUCGUUAGCCAGUAGACUGUCUGGAAAACUGCUGAAGGAGGCUGCAAAUUAUGAGAUAAAGAAAGAACUUGUUAAGCAGGGUGGGCGGUUGGCUGCAGUUAACCUGGAGUCUAGAGCUGGUUUGCUUGCAGCUAGGCAGGGUUUGGCUCGUGCAGCAUCGAGAUAUGUUGGACUCAGGAGUGUCAUGACAUUUCUUGGACCAAUAAUGUGGGGGACGCUCUUGGCUGAUAUUGUGAUUCAAAUGCUGGGCACGGAUUAUGCUAGGAUCGUCCAGGCAAUCUAUGCAUUUGCUCAGAUUCGUCUCACUCGGACAAGUUACAUAGAACCUGAUGAAGAAUGACCAGAGUACGAUCGUUACUGGACUAGCCUAACUGGCAUUCUGAUCUAAAAUUUAUUACCACCCCAUACUGUACAUUCUACCCAUGAAGAUCAUCAUCUGCUUCUGUGGAUUCUGGUGCAAAUACUCCACUGGACAACAAGGUCAGGCUUCAGACUUUGGAGUACUGCUAAUGGAAGUCAAUAUAAGGGACAUACCGCAAGACGUUGGGUCGCGGGGACAGUCACAGAGCACAGCAGGCUACUCCCCUGAUUGAAAAUUCGAGGUAAAGCUUAGCAAAACUAACCUAAUUGUGACAAUGGGAAUAUAGUAGUGUAGUGUUUAACAACGAGCUCCACAAUGGCCAUUUGGGCGACCUACCCUGUGAACGCGGAAGUUGUGACUGAAUUUACUUCCGCUUCACACUUCCACGGGGCCCGAAGUUGUAGACCAUGCAUUCCGCUCUGCUCCGGUUGAAUAUUGUAAAAUAUUGCUCCCCUGUCCUAAACUAUUCCUCCUAACGUUCGGUUAGGCAAGGCAGAUCUCAUUGACAUACCCUGGUGCCACAAUCUACAGACAUGCUUGUACACAACACAACAGCGCAGAAUUUACAUGUAACACCCUACCUGUUUCCUGUGUACAAAAGGGCUAUUGAUUCAUGAUCAUCACCUGAAGUAAUUUUUUCUUUUUAGAAAGGCGGCAAGAGAUUUGCCAGGAUUUUGUCAGACAAAGGAAAGGAAUGGUGCCUGCUUGGUAAUGUCCAAGUCUCGGAGAUGUCUCAAAUUGUAUUUUUUUUUUCAUCUUUUGUCGAUAACUUCAAAUUCGAAAUGCGCUGUUUGGCGCAUGGAACUCGAUACCUUUAUUCAAUGGAAAGAGCUGGCCGCAACAAUUAGCUUAACGCCGCAUAUAUCUGGAAAGCACAAGGUUUUGCGUGCAAAGUUUUCCAGAACAGAGCAGAGGAACCAUGCAUGCUGCCGAGCGGCAUGUCUAGAAGGAUGUCUCGCCACAUUGUUUACAGCGCUCACCGUGAUCACGCGCGCACACUCCUUCACCAGACCGCCCAAGGUUUCUAAAUCCUGGGCACUUACCGCGUGAGACCGGGGCGCCGAUGGAACCACCACGGCGACCCUCCCUCGCAACCGCACGCCGUACGCCAUAAAGCCGCCCGCACCACCAGCUCCGCCGGGCGCUGGCGUCCGGCGACAUGGCCGCCGCCAAUAAGACGAUGGUGAUCAGCCUGGGGAGCUCGCGGCGGCGGAAGCGCGGCGAGAUGCUGUUCCGGUUCGAGUCCUUCUGCCAGCCCGGGUACCCGGCGCCGCUCGCCGGCGGGGGCGCCUUCAGGGACAACGUCAGGGCGCUGCUCGGCCUCGCGCACCUGGAGGCCGGCGGCGCGCAUGGCGACACCAAGUGCUGGUCGUUCCAGCUCGAGCUGCACCGCCACCCGCCCACCGUCGUCAGGCUCUUCGUCGUCGAGGAAGUGGUCGACGCGUCGCCGCAGCGCCAGUGCCUCCUCUGCCGUCACGUCGGUUGGGGUCGGCAUCUGAUCUGCACCAAGAGGUUUCACUUCGUGCUGCCCAAGAGGGAACUGUCAGUGGAGGCUGACGGCCUGCACUACGGGAUCAACCACGGCCCGGAGAAACCGUCCAAAGGCACGGCGACCUCCAGGGGCCACCUGCUGCACGGCGUGGUGCACCUCAACGGCUUCGGCCACCUCGUUGCCCUGCACGGCUUCGAGGGCGGCUCCGAAUUCGUCGCCGGCCACCAGAUCAUGGACCUCUGGGAUCGCAUCUGCUCCUCCCUAAACGUCAGGAAGGUGAGCCUCGUCGACACGGCGAGGAAGGGGCACAUGGAGCUGCGGCUGCUCCACGGCGUCGCGUACGGCGACACGUGGUUCGGGCGGUGGGGCUACCGGUUCGGCCGGCCCAGCUACGGCGUCGCGCUGCCGUCGUACCAGCAGUCGCUGCACGCGCUCCAGUCGGUGCCGCUCUGCGUGCUGGUGCCGCACCUGUCGUGCUUCAGCCAGGACCUCCCCGUGGUGGUGACCAAGUACCAGGCCAUCAGCGGCCACAAGCUGCUGAACCUCGGCGACCUCCUGCGCUUCAUGCUCGAGCUGCGGACGCGCCUCCCGGCGACCUCCGUCACCGCCAUGGACUACCGCGGCAUCAUGUCGGAGGCCUCGUGCCGGUGGUCGGCCAAGCGCGUGGACAUGGCGGCCCGCGCGGUGGUGGACGCGCUCCGCCGCACCGAGCCGCCCGCGCGGUGGGUCACGCGGCAGGAGGUGCGCGACGCCGCGCGCGCCUACAUCGGCGACACGGGCCUCCUCGACUUCGUGCUCAAGUCCCUCGGCAACCACAUCGUCGGCAACUACGUCGUGCGCCGCGCCAUGAACCCGGUCACCAAGGUGCUCGAGUACUGCCUGGAGGACGUCUCCAGCGUGCUCCCGGCGGUGGGCGGCGGCGGCGGCAAGAUGAGGGUGCGGUUCCAGCUCACGCGGGCGCAGCUCAUGAGGGACCUGACGCACCUGUACCGCCACGUGCUCAGGGAGCCGAGCCAGGCGCUCACCACCGGCGCCUUCGGCGCGAUCCCCGUGGCAGCGCGGAUGGUCUUGGACACCAAACACUUCGUCAAAGAUUACCACGAAGGUUUCGCUCCGAUCAACAGUGUCGGAGCUGGGCACGUCCACAUGAACCUGUGUUGCACGCUGCUUGUGAGGAACGGGAGCCCGGAGCUGGUGGCGCCGCCGUACGAGACGGUGACCCUGCCGGCGCAUGCAACGGUGGGCGAGCUCAAGUGGGAGGUGCAGAGGCUGUUCAGGGAGAUGUACCUCGGCCUGAGGACCUUCACGGCCGAGUCCGUCGCCGGGGUCGGCGUCAGCAAGGACGCUUGCCCGGUGCUCGGGCUCAUCGACGUGGGAAGCGCCGUGGUGAUCGAAGGGACAGUCGUCGAGCAGCAGCAGCUGGCGGAUGAAGGCGUCCAGCCGGGGAACGAGGCGGCGGCUGUGAGCGAGGGAGGCGGCGACAGCGAGAGGAUCGUGGACUGCGCGUGCGGAGCGGACGACGAGGACGGGGAGCGCAUGGCGUGCUGCGACAUCUGCGAGGCGUGGCAGCACACCCGGUGCGCGGGGAUCAAGGACACCGACGACGCCCCGCACGUCUUCGUCUGCAACCGCUGCGACAACGACGUUCUGUCGUUCCCUCCCUUGAGCUGUUAGAAACCGAUGGCGGGACGGGAUAAACACAUCGCAUUUGAGAUUGGAAAAGAAUCUGAACUUCUUCGGUGAAAAGGAAAUCAACUUGACGUCGGGGAAAUCCAACUUUGAAGUCGUUGGAAAAUAGAAUUUCCAGUUCAAGAAAAAUCAUACUUAUUUGAAUUUCCAAUAAAAAACAACUUAGCACUCUUGUUGAACUUCGAACUUUAGAAAAAAAACAACGUGUUCGGUUCAUGAGCAAACACUGGCAUGCCACAGUUUUAGACGCGCUAGUCUUUUAUUAGGCUGAUUCUCUGCCAUAACCAUGCCACAGUUUUAGAUGAGCAAAUCAAUUCGAGAACGAUUCAACAAUAGUAUAUGCUCCCACAGGCUCUUUGAGAGAAGGAGAGAGGAGAGAAAAAGAGUUUCUGUAAAAAGUGCAUGAACAGUAAAUAUGUUAGAGAGAAAUUUGAGU